Molecule: messenger RNA, 2127 nt
Organism: Raphanus sativus (radish)
Lineage: Eukaryota; Viridiplantae; Streptophyta; Magnoliopsida; Brassicales; Brassicaceae
Product: peptidyl-prolyl cis-trans isomerase FKBP65
Exons: 13
Coding region: 209-1930 (573 amino acids)
Biological process (GO): protein peptidyl-prolyl isomerization
Cellular component (GO): cytoplasm
Molecular function (GO): peptidyl-prolyl cis-trans isomerase activity; protein binding
Source: RefSeq, a predicted model, not a curated record
ACAUCGGGAGCUUUCAACGGCUCUUGACUGUGAAGAACAAAAAAAAAACAGAAUUCUCCAGAACCUCUACCACACACGCUAUAAAUCUCAUCGCAAUGUUACCAACAAUCACCUCGUCAAGAAACUCUCAAAACGCUUUUGAACAACACACUCUCUAUUCUCUUGUGAUUUGAAAUCUCGUUUUAUCUUUCACUCUCUCUCAUCAGAGAUGGCAGACGAUUUCGACAUGGAGAUUCCGGCUGAGGAGGCGGAGGAGAUGGAUUUGGACCUCGCCGAUGAUGCCGAGUCGGAUCCUUCCUUGAAAGUGGGGGAGGAGAAGGAGAUCGGGAAGUCGGGAUUGAAGAAGAAGCUCGUCAAGGAAGGAGAAAAGUGGGACACUCCUGAGACCGGAGACGAAGUUGAAGUGCACUAUACUGGAACGUUGUUAGAUGGGACCAAGUUUGAUUCAAGCCGUGACAGAGGAACUCCUUUCAAAUUCACGCUUGGCCAAGGGCAAGUGAUCAAAGGAUGGGACAUAGGGAUCAAGACGAUGAAGAAAGGCGAGAACGCCGUUUUCACUAUUCCUCCCGAGCUGGCCUAUGGUGAAAGCGGUUCCCCGCCGACAAUUCCUCCCAAUGCUACUCUUCAGUUUGAUGUGGAGCUGUUAUCGUGGAGGAGUGUUAAGGAUAUUUGUGGUGAUGGUGGUUUGUUCAAGAAGGUGAUUGCGGAAGGAGAGAAAUGGGAGAAGCCAAAGGACCUUGAUGAAGUAUACGUCAAGUAUGAAGCUCGCCUUGAGGAUGGCACCAUUGUUGGAAGAUCUGAUGGUGUGGAGUUCACUGUCAAGGAUGGUCAUUUCUGUCCUGCGAUUGCUAAAGCUGUCAAGACCAUGAAGAGAGGGGAGAAGGUGCUCCUAACUGUCAAGCCUCAGUAUGGCUUUGGGGAAACUGGAAGACCGGUAUCUGAUGGUUUGCAAGCUGCAAUCCCACCAAAUGCGACCCUUCAGAUCGACCUUGAGUUGGUUUCUUGGAAGACCGUCGUGGAAGUAACUGAUGACAAGAAGGUCACUAAGAAGAUUUUGAAGGAAGGAGAAGGAUAUGAGCGUCCGAAUGAAGGAGCAGUUGUCAGAUUGAAGCUGAUUGGUAAGCUUCAAGAUGGAACUGAGUUCUUGAAGAAAGGUUAUGGAGAAGAGGAGGAGCCCUUCGAGUUUAAAACCGAUGAAGAACAAGUUAUUGAAGGGCUUGAGAAAAGUGUUAUGGGCAUGAAGAAGGGUGAGGUGGCUCUCAUCACCAUCUCACCAGAGUAUGCCUUCGGUUCAUCUGAAUCAAAACAAGAGCUCGCUGUGAUACCACCUGACUCCACGGUUUGCUACGAGGUCGAGUUGGUAUCCUUUAUUAAGGAGAAGGAAUCUUGGGACAUGAACACACAGGAAAAGAUAGAAGCUGCUGGCAUAAAGAAGGAAGAAGGGAACACGCUGUUUAAGGCUGGAAAAUAUGCAAGAGCUUCAAAAAGAUACGAGAGGGGUGUCAAGUACAUAGAGUACGAUUCGAGUUUCGAUGAAGAGGAUAAAAAGAAGGCUAAAGCUCUGAAGAUUGCUUGUAACCUGAACAAUGCAGCUUGCAAGCUGAAACUGAAAGAUUACAAAGAGGCUGCAAAACUGUCCACAAAGGUGUUGGAGAUGGACGGAAGCAACGUGAAGGCAAUGUAUAGGAGGGCACAUGCGUACAUGGAGACAGCUGAUCUUGAUCUAGCUGAGCUAGAUAUCAAGAAAGCCCUUGAGAUUGAUCCUGACAACAAGGAGGUGAAGAUAGAAUACAGAAAACUGAAGGAGAAGGUGAAGGAGUACAACAAGAAAGACGCCAAGUUCUACAGCAACAUGCUGGCAAAAAUGCUUGAGCCACAUAAAGAAGCUCGGAAGGACACACAAGCGAUGAGUAUUGACGCCAAGGCAUGAGUCGAAACACGUGAGAGUCGCUUUGUGUCAGAAAUGAAUUACUAGUUGUUGUUAUCUGUUUGUAAACAUUCUUGGUGUGUGCGACUAUAUUAUGGAUGAUUUUGCUCUUAUAAUAAAGCAGACUUUGUAAUAAACAGCGUCCAAGUUCUUAAACAACUUUGUCUUGAACUUCAAAACAAUCCAUAAAGUUUGGCAUC